This is a messenger RNA of Lolium perenne, 1167 nucleotides long. RefSeq lists its product as uncharacterized. Lineage: Eukaryota; Viridiplantae; Streptophyta; Magnoliopsida; Poales; Poaceae. The record is from RefSeq and is a predicted model, not a curated record.
AUGGACGUCUCCAACGCCUUCCUUCAUGGCCAUCUGCAGGAGCAGGUGUACUGCCAGCAGCCCAUCGGCUUCGUCGACCCCGCGUGCCCUGAUGACUGCAUCGCCGGCUUCCUGCAUCAGCUUGGUUUCCGCUCCACGCGCUCCGAUGCGUCGCUAUUCGUCUACCGGACCGGCAACGACAUGGCCUACCUGCUGUUGUACGUCGAUGGCAUCAUCUUGACGGCCUCCACCGCUGGCCUUCCUCGACAGCUCACCGACAGUCUUCGCACUGAGUUUGCAUUGAAGGACCUCGGCCCGCUCCACUACUUCCUCGGCAUCGAGGUUGUCCGGUGUGCGGACGGGUUCUUCCUUCAUCAGCGGAAGUAUGCCCACGAGCUUCUCGAGCAUGCAGGGAUGCUUAACUGCAACCCUGCACCUACUCAUGUCGACACGAAGACCAAGCUUUCCGCCAGUGAUGGGUCGUUGGCAUCCGACGCGCCGUUCUACCGCUCCUUCGUCGGUGCCCUCCAGUACUUGACGUUGACACGUCCGGAGCUUCAGUACGCUGUACAACAGGUGUGCUUGCAUAUGCAUGCUCCUCGGGAUGCUUAUUGGGCCGCGGUGAAGCGGAUUCUACGCUACGUCUGUGGUACCAUGGGCUACGGCCUGUCGCUACAUGCUUCGCCCUCGACGUCGACCGACCUCGUCGCCUACUCGGACGCGGACUGGGCGGGCUGCCCGGACACGCGACGCUCCACCAGCGGCUACUGCGUCUACGUCGACUCGUCGCUUGUCUCUUGGUCCUCCAAGCGGCAGCCCACCGUGUCUCGCUCCAGUGCUGAGGCUGAGUACCGCGCUGUGGCUAACGCCGUGGCUGAGUGCACGUGGCUUCGCCAGAUUCUGUCCGAGCUCUCUUGUCCCGUUGACAAGGCUGCGGUGGUCUUCUGCGACAACGUGUCGGCGGUCUACCUCUCCGCCAACCCGGUUCAUCAUCGGCGCACCAAGCACAUCGAGUUGGACAUUCACUUCGUUCGUGAGCAAGUUGCCUUCGGUCGCGUUCGAGUUCUUCACGUACCGACGUCUCAGCAGUUUGCCGAUAUCAUGACGAAGGGACUGCCGUCCACGACUUUUCCGGAGUUUCGCUCCAGUCUAUGUGUCGGUGCCGACCCUUCGACUGCGGGGGGUUGA